UCCUAUAUAGUAAACCUUCUUCAAUAGUCCUUCAAAAAAAAAAAAAAAAACUAUUACAGAGAAUUCAAGAAUGGCAGUGAAGAAUAAAGAAAAUGUUGGGAUUUUGAAGAAAUUGCCAGCUUCUAAUAAGGUGUGUUCAUUUGGGAGCAAUGUGAAACAAAUAGCUGAAGAUGAUCCAAGAAAAGUUGUUCAUUCAGUGAAAGUUGGAUUGGCAAUUGCUAUAGUCUCAUUGUUCUACUAUUUUGAACCAUUGUAUAAUUAUGAAGGAUUUGGUGUUUCUUCAAUGUGGGCAGUUUUGACUGUUGUCGUCGUCUUCGAAUUUUCUGUUGGAGCAACACUUGGGAAAGGAGUUAAUAGAGGACUUGCAACAUUUUUAGCUUGUUCAUUAGGUGUUGCAGCUCAUAAACUUUCUACCUUUUCAGGGUCAGAGAAAGUGCAACCAAUAAUACUUGGAUUAUCUGUUUUUUCAGUAGCUACAAUAGCGACGUUUAUGAGAUUCAUACCAAAAUUGAAGGUGAGAUAUGACUAUGGAAUUCUCAUUUUCAUCCUAACGUUCUCUAUGAUCUCCGUAUCGGGAUAUCGAGACCAUGUGGUGCUCGACAAAGCUAUUACUAGGGUGACGACUAUUCUCAUUGGGGGUGCAGCUGCGAUCUUGUUUAAUGUGAUCAUAUACCCUGUUUGGGCUGGUGAAGAUCUUCAUAAUUUAAUUGCCACAAAUGUCGAAAAUCUUGGACUUUCCCUUGAAGGAUAUGGAACUAAAUACUUCAAGAAACUAGGUGUCAAGUCUGAAGAAGAACUGGAGAGAAUAUCUCUUGAGGAAUACAAAUGUGUUAUCAACUCAAAAGCUGGUGAAGAAAAUCUGGUCAAUUUUGCAAAAUGGGAGCCACAUCAUGGCAAAUUCAGAUACAGACAUCCAUGGGGACAAUACUUGAAAAUUGGAGAUCUUGUUCGUGAAUGUGCCAUCAACAUCAAUGCUUUAAACUCAGAUCUUAGCUCCUGCAAUAUGACACCAGAGGGAAGGAAAAGAAUUCAAGAUCCAUGCACAAAGAUGAGCAUGGAAUGUGGUAGUGCACUGAAGGAAAUAGCAAGGUCAAUGAAGACAAUGACCCUUUAUCCAACAGCGGAUUCUCAUAUUCUAAAGGCAAAAGCAGCAGCUGAAAAACUAAGGUCCAUAAUUAGAAGUGGUGGUUUAAUUGAAGAAGCAGAGUUGCAAAAGCUACUUCCAUCAACAAGAAUUUCUUCACUCUUGCUAGAUUUAGUCUCCAAUUCUGUGGAAAUUGUGGACUCUGUGAAUCAACUUGCUGUUCUUAUGAAAUUCAAGAUUUUAGCAUCCAAACCAAAGAGAUUUGGGAGCAAGAGUAGAAUCCCAAGUGGCAAUAUUGGUGAGGCCCAUCUUGUGGUUAAUGUUGAGUGAACAAGGGUGAAUAUAUAAGGUCUACAUUGAUGAUAUCAUUGUAAUUUUCGAGGAUCAGUUACACACGGUUCAAGACUUGCUGAUCCAUAUCUGAAGCUCGAUGGUGGAUAAUGGAUUAUAUUUGUUCCUAUUCAUCCCUUUUUACACUUAUUAAAUAUCAGGCUUUUAUGUCUAUAUGGCAAUGUUUGAACAAGUGAUGUACGCCUAACUCAUACAUCAAAGAUAUGUUUUUAUUACUAGACCAAAUCCCCCGGGCUCAUUGUAAAAAGAGUGAGAUGGUAUGAAAUGAAAUAUAAACUACUUCUGAGUGAAUAAGGUCAA
This is a messenger RNA of Lycium barbarum (goji berry), 1735 nucleotides long. RefSeq names its product aluminum-activated malate transporter 2-like. Bases 71 to 1414 code for a protein of 447 amino acids. The record is from RefSeq and is a predicted model, not a curated record. Gene Ontology annotation, biological process: malate transport. Gene Ontology annotation, cellular component: plant-type vacuole membrane. Lineage: Eukaryota; Viridiplantae; Streptophyta; Magnoliopsida; Solanales; Solanaceae. The transcript is spliced from 6 exons.